Messenger RNA from Paraglomus occultum, 294 nucleotides. The record is from the annotation of a GenBank genome assembly. Lineage: Eukaryota; Fungi; Glomeromycota; Glomeromycetes; Paraglomerales; Paraglomeraceae.
AUGACAUUCACAUUACUUUCAUUUCUCAGUUCCGCGUUUUGGAUUCCACCUCAUCAUCUUCAACAUUUCCAACAAAUACUGAUAGGUGUACCGAGAUUAUAUCAUGUUGACUGGAAGAACGAUAGUGAUACAGAUGAUGGUGAUGAAAAUUGGGAUAAUGUUGAAGUAGUCGAAGAAGGCGACGAUGAUAGGAACGGCGGCAAUGGUGCGAAACGAGGUGAAACGAGAGUGACAGAAACUUGUGAUGGAUCGAUUGUUGAUCUUCGUCUGCAGUUGAAAAUGACGAGUCGUUAA